CCCCCACAGCAGCCUGAGCCCAGUCGUAAUGGCGAUCCCGUUGCUGUUGGUGGGCCUGUGACGCGCGCGCGAGAGAAACCGAGAAGAGAAAAAAACAGAGUGUCAGACAGAAGCAAGAGAAGGAGGCGAGGAAAAAAAACCGUGCACCGUUUUUCGUCGGAAUUGAAGUCUUAGAUUCCGUUUGCGGGUUGUUCGGGAGUCCGGGUUCCGUGCGCGUCGGGUUUCGAUUGAGGAGUAGACCCAAAUUUGACCUUUCAGUUCUCAUUCCUAGCAUUCAGUGUUUAGUGUCAAAUGUUCAAACGCAGCUAAAAAUUUCCAAAACGAACAAAAAACAAACUAAAGUGAAGGCCUCUCCAAAGCCAUGCUUCCCACGUACCAACGGAUAGGCGGAAGCCAACCGGUCAACCCGCUGCUGGCGGUGCGCCGCUCGUUCCGCUCCAGUGAAAAGUGUCUCAUCCUGCUCGUGCUGCUCACGUUCGGUUUCGUGUGCUUCGGUGGGUUCUUCUUUCUGCCCGAUAACUUCGGUGCCGAUCGCGUGCUAAAGGUGUACAAGCAGUUCCAGCGGGCCGGGCCGGAAAUCUUCAUACCGCCUCCACCGCCGGCUCACGGCCUGCUCGAGGGUGACGAGGAUCCGCACAAGCUGAACGACCGCGAGAAACUGCAGGAGAAGAUCCGCAAGGAGCUGCCGGAUGACUUCUUGGAGAAGCCCGACCUGGACGGUGACCGCACGGCCGGGCCCGAAUUCGACAACGCGCUCGACUCGAGGCCACCGGCCGUGGCCGGUCCCGGCGGUGGAGGACCUCCCGGAGUGGUCGCCCCGCCCCAGAUGCAGGAGGAGCCCGAGCUGAAGGGAUCGUCAUCGCGGGCGCGAUCGUCGCCUAGCGGAUUCCACACGUUUAACUCGACGGUCGGCGAAGAUCCCGAUCUGGCCGUGCGUGAAAAACGCCAGAAAGUUAAAGAGAUGAUGAUCCACGCCUGGGACAACUACAAGCUGUACGCGUGGGGCAAGAACGAGCUCAAGCCCAUCACCAAGCGGGGCCACUCGGGCAGCAUCUUCGGGGCGUACGACCUCGGCGCCACCAUCGUCGACGGGCUGGACACGCUGUACCUGAUGGGGCUGCACAAGGAGUUCGACGAGGGCCGGGACUGGGUCGAGCGCAAGUUUUCGCUGGACAGCGUGAGCAACGAUCUGAGCGUGUUCGAGACGAACAUCCGGUUUAUCGGUGGAUUUUUGACGUGCUACGCGUUCACCGGCGAUCGGCUGUUCCUGGAGAAGGCCAAGUACGUGGCGGACAAGCUGCUGCCGGCGUUCCAGACGCCGACGGGGAUUCCGUACGCGCUGGUCAACGUCAAUACGGGGAUCAGUAAAAACUAUGGCUGGGCCAGCGGCGGCAGCAGCAUCCUGUCCGAGUUCGGCACGCUCCAUCUGGAGUUCUCGUACCUGUCGGACGUCACCGGCGAUUCCGUGUACCGGGAGCGCGUCCAGGCGAUCCGUACCGUCCUGAAGGACAUCGAAAAGCCCAAGGGUCUGUACCCGAACUACCUGAACCCGAAGACCGGCAAGUGGGGCCAGCAGCACAUGUCGCUGGGCGCCCUCGGGGACAGCUUCUACGAGUACCUGCUGAAGGCGUGGAUCCAGUCGGGCCACGAGGACGAGGAAGCCCGCGAGAUGUACGACGACGCCAUGCAGGCCAUCAUCCAGCACAUGAUCCGAACAAGCCCGGGCGGCCUUACGUACGUGUCGGACAUGAAGUUUGACCGGCUGGAGCACAAGAUGGACCAUUUGGCUUGCUUUGCCGGUGGCCUGUUCGGCCUCGGCGGCACCACCCUGAACAACCAAUACUCGGAAAAGUACCUGGAGGUGGGCGAAGGGCUCACCAACACGUGCCACGAGAGCUACGUGCGCACGUACACGCGGCUCGGCCCGGAGGCGUUCCGCUUCAACGACGGCGUCGAGGCGAAGGCCCUCAAAUCCCAGGAGAAGUACUACAUCCUGCGCCCGGAGACGUUCGAGAGCUACUUCGUGAUGUGGCGGCUGACGCACGACCAGAAGUACCGCGACUGGGGCUGGGAUGCCGUGAUGGCCCUGGAGAAGCACUGCAGAACGCCAAACGGCUAUAGCGGUUUGAAGAACGUGUAUCUGACGGAUCCUCAAAAGGACGACGUGCAGCAGAGCUUCUUCCUGGCGGAAACACUCAAGUACCUCUACCUGCUCUUCUCGGACGACUCGCUGCUCCCGCUGGACGAUUGGGUGUUCAACACGGAGGCACAUCCGCUCCCAGUUAAGGGCCGGAACUCGCUGUUCCGGGCUGCGGCAGCUUCGAGUGCGCCGUAAGCAUCCAAAAAAAAACUCAAGAGACAACAACAACUAGAUGCACCACCCCCACUACUACUACUAAUUACCACUACUACAAAGCAUGAGAAGAAAAAAAGGUGAGGAAGAAGAAGGGUAACAGCAACAAACUAUCGCUACAAACCUGUUGUAGACACUAGUGAUGAGAGGGAGAGAGGAGUCGUUUCGUUGCGUGCAUGUGUGAGUGAGAAUGAGAGUGUGAGCGAACCUUCCUCGAUUGUGCGGAGGAAGCAAUUCCUUAAAACUUCUAACUAGCCAGUCUGACUGUGAAACUUAGCGCGAGUGUAUGGACACUACAUCUAUAUAUUCAUUAUUAGCCCAAAAAAAAGGUUAUUAAAAAAACAAGUGAGGAGGAACGGAGUGCGUGGAUUUAUUUAAUUCUUGAGUGAUUGUAGUUAAUUAUAUAGGAAAGAUAUAUAUAUAUAAACAAUAAUUGUGAUGAAACCUACUAAUUUAUCGAAGACAACAAUUGUUCUUUAUAGGAUGUGUUGAUAUUAGCAAAAAAAAAAAAAGAAAAAGAAACUUGAGAAUACAAAUACCCUACACUAAAGCGUCCGGAUGGCACGAUCUGUAGCGUGGCGUUUUCCGGACCGAUAGUUGAAUCUUUUUCUCCUAAACUCUUCCAACCCUUUUAGAAGUAGAAAGUCUGUUUCUCACUGCACAGUGUUUUCUCACCAACCCCUGGUGGGAUCAAAAACGAACGUUUCGAUAUUGAGGCACCACUACUAUGUAACCACACAGCCCACCAAAAAAUUAAAGCAGACUUAUGAAAACAAACAAAAAAGAACUUGCUCUCGCGAGAGCAGGUUUGGGGGUGUAACACCAAUUUUAACGAAAAUCGACGACAUCUCUAAAAAAUUAACCCACGAAUGGUGCCAAACUCUAGCAAAAACUGGUCACGAAUAUUACGAACCGAGAUGCCUAACAUUUCUUUACCCAUUUGUCCUGCUGUUUUUAAGUUUUUAUUAUUUUCUCUGUACACAUAAAGUUACUUUUACUCUCUGCACGUGUCUGGUUUAUUCUGCAGACUCGAAGAAUUCAUGUCAAAGAGUGAGGGAGAAAGUCUCUCCGACAAAGUCGCAUUUUUGUACAUUUUAUACGCUUGCUCUCAUUUUCACUCUCUCGCAAAGUUGCAGCGAGAACGAGAGAGGGUCAACCAUGGCCUGGUUCUCUGAUUUUUUUCAACAGUAGAAAGAGAGUGAGCGAAACGAGAAUAAAACUUUGAGAUUUUGUAGAAGAGAAUGUUUUUUUCCGACGCUCUUUUGACAAAAUUUCUCUAACUUUAACAAGUUUUUUAACUCUCUUCUGAAUUGCCUUUCCGUUAAACAUUUAGCAAUCAACUACGUGUAAAUAUUCUGUUAUAAUUUGUAGCAUUUUAGCAAAAAAAAACUUUUACGCAAAACUAUCGCUAUUACUGAUAUUUACGGGAAAUGGAAAGAACAAAGCAAAAACAAACUCAUUUAACAGAAGACUUUCCACUACAGAGAGAGAGAAAUCAUUAAACAAAUAGUAAAUUAGUAAUAAUUCUAACAGAGUCGCACUAAGCCGUUUCCUUACACCCUAAGUUGAUUAAAAAAUGAAAGGGUAAAUAUCCGCGUUCGUUGGAUAUAAAACAAAAAAUAAAAACAGAGCAGCGCUAAGUAACUUAAUAUUAGAGAACACCCUAGCUAGCACCGUUUUUCCGAAUCAAGGCACUACCAGUAGAGAAGUAAAUGAAAAAAGUGUAACAACACACAACACACAAUAGUAACCGAUCGAAUUUGACUGCUGGUUCAAUCUUAGUAGAAAACAAAUGACAGAAAAUUGCGAGGGAGAAAAAUAACACACAAAAAACAUUUAGCAACGUUACAAGCAGGCAUUCCAGUAUGCUGAUGGGUAAAAUAUAUAAUAGUGAAAACAACUUUAAAAAUAUUCAAAAAAAAACAGUACAGCAAUUACAAUCCUUCUCCAAUUCGUUAGACAGACACACUUGUGUUAGGAAAAGAAACAAAAACACAAAAUCCAAACGGUAAAAAUUGCUACAAAAGUGACAGAAGUAAAAUAAAACAAAUGCAAAGUACACACUCGCUCACACAAUCAAGGGCACUAAAUAGUAGCUGAGGAUACCGGAAGAAGAACAAAAAAAGUGAACCAUUUGAGAAUCGUGAAACUGACGUGCGUGUACGAGCGUGAAGAAAAGAAGUUAACGUUGUUUGGGAAAAGUGCGUGAAACGUGGAUUAAAACUAUCAUGUUUUUAAAAAAAAA
Molecule: messenger RNA, 4598 nt
Organism: Culex quinquefasciatus (southern house mosquito)
Lineage: Eukaryota; Metazoa; Arthropoda; Insecta; Diptera; Culicidae
Gene: alpha-Man-Ia
Product: mannosyl-oligosaccharide alpha-1,2-mannosidase IA
Exons: 7
Coding region: 362-2335 (657 amino acids)
Biological process (GO): N-glycan processing; carbohydrate metabolic process
Cellular component (GO): Golgi membrane; endoplasmic reticulum
Molecular function (GO): mannosyl-oligosaccharide 1,2-alpha-mannosidase activity; calcium ion binding
Source: RefSeq, a predicted model, not a curated record